AUGGGUACUAACGGUGAUUCUGGUCGAGCGUCGUCGGUCGCUUCGAACUCGGGCAGCUUGGUGGACGCAUCGGGGUACAAGUACUCCGAGAAAGAUGCGAAACCUACGAAAAUCAAAUUGAAGAAGGCGGCCAAGUCGGCCAAGGCGAAGAAGGCUGCUGCGGAAGUGCCCGAAUCGCCCGGCUCGUCGCCCAUACUCCCGGAGAUCGAUGAAAAGACCAUGGCUGCCUUCCCAACGGGCAAGCCCCGUGGGGAAGACAAUUUGGAGACGGUGAUAUGCAAGACGUGCAAGAGGCCGGUCCUCAAACAGAAUGCGGUAGAGCAUAUCCGCGGCUGUAUCCGGGCGAAGCAGGAGAAGGCGCGGCGGAAGAAAGAGGCGCGCGAUGCGGCGAACCGGGCCAAAGAGAAGGAUAAGGAUGGGGAUGACGACGCCGCGGGCGGCGACAAGGACGGGGAUGAUUCGAUCAAGGCACAGAAGGGCGCGAAGAAGAGCGCCGUCAAGGGCAUGGCGGAGGACGGGACGAAGAAAGGCAAGAAGCGCAAGACCGAGGGCGAGGAGGAUAAGGAGCCCAAGAAGAAAAAGAAGAAGGAAGAGCCUAAGCCCAAGGCGCCGAAGCCAAAGGGUCCCGUCGAUGUUGAGAAACAGUGUGGUGUCAUUCUGCCGAAUGGGGCUCAGUGUGCGCGUUCGUUGACGUGCAAGAGUCACUCGAUGGGUGCGAAGCGUGCGGUGCCCGGCCGUUCUUUGCCCUAUGACAUGCUCCUCCAGGCGUAUCAGAAGAAGAACCAGGCCCGUCAGCAGAAGGCGGCCAUCGACGCGAAUGCUCCGCUACAGGAUGAUCUGGAAAACAACGGUCCCGUCGACUCAGACGAGGAGAAAGACGCCGUCAUGGCGGCGAUUCUUCGCUCGCGCCCACAACCCCUGGUCACUCAUCCAUUGAUCUCGACCAAGAAGAAAUACAAGUACGUGCGAAUCAAGGAGAUGCUUUCUCAUGCCUUGGGCGGAGCUCGCGGCGGCGGACUCUUCUCGACCAGCGAUACCACUCCAACAAACGAUGGGAAUCCGUUUCGGCCCGUGGACGAUGUUCCCCUAGCAUCCCCUGUCUCCUUGACGGGAUCGGAUAACGCACCGGAUACAGCGAAGAAGACCCCUGCGCCGGCUCCAAAGAAGCUACCCCUGGCCGCCUCUUCCGCUGCGAUUAAGGAUUGCGCACACCUUUCGCUUUAUGCGCCUCCGGGCGAGAGCUCACCUGUCGCUCCAGCUACACUCCCUUUCGGCUCAUCCCUCCCUCCACGCGCUGUCAAAGCCACCGUCACCCCUCCGUCGAAAAUGGGCAACCCAUCCGUUCCCGACCUCGAUGCUGUAGGCAUCAAAGCCGAGCCCGAACUGGCGGAUCAGUUCCGCCGCGAGGUCGCCGCCUUGUUAGGGCGCAAUAACCUCAAUUUCCCCGGCGCGCAGCCGGUCAGUUUUGCGAAGCGGCAUCUCCUCGAGCUCCAACGGGAAGACUACUAUGUGUGCGAGAAAACGGACGGCAUCCGAUGUCUUAUGUACUUUGCACGUGGUGAAGAGGACUCGCCAGUACCAGAGAUUCACUACCUGAUCGACCGCAAGAAUGACUACCGCUACGUGCCGGGCCUGCACUUCCCCCAGCCGGACGACGAGACGUUCCAGUCCUUCCACGUCGACACCCUGAUCGACGGCGAGCUGGUCAACGACACGUACGAGGAUGGCACGCAGCAGCUCAAGUUCCUCGUGUUCGACUGUUUAGUUCUGGACGGGCAGAAGCUCAUGCACCGGACGCUGGACAAGCGGCUGGCAUAUUUCAAGGAGAAGGUGCUCAAGCCGUACAACGCGCUCUAUAAGAAAUUCCCGGAAGAAAAAAAGCACCGCGCGUUCGCGGUCGAGGACAAAUCCACGCAGUUCAGCUACGGCAUCGAGAUGAUGUUCCGCGAGAUCAUCCCCAAAGUCAAGAAGAUCCACGGCAACGACGGCCUCAUCUUCACCUGCCGCAGUACCCCCUACCGCAUCGGCACGGACGAGUACAUCCUCAAAUGGAAGCCCCCCUCUGAGAACACCAUCGACUUCCGCCUGCGUCUCGAGUUCCCCCUCCUCGAACCGGACACGGACGACGAGGCCGACGGCAUCACCGAGCCCUACCCGGACUACGAUGUCAUCCCCAUCUGCCAUCUGUUUGUCAUGCUCAACGCCAACGAAUACCAGUCCUGGGGUGAGAUGUACGUCACCGAGUCGGACUGGGAGGCCCUCAAGGCCCUGCAGGCCCCGCUGGACGACUCGAUCGUCGAAUGCUUCAAGGACGAGCAAGGGAGAUGGCGGUUCCAUCGGCUCCGCGACGACAAGGCCGACGCCAAUCACAUCUCGACCGUCGAGAAGGUGCUUGAGAGUAUCGAAGACCGCGUCACCGAGGAGGAUCUCAUCCGCGUCGCGCCGGCAAUCAAAGCCUCCUGGAAGAAACGGCAGGCCCAGGCCGCUACGGAGGAGGAAGAACGCAGACGGCGUGCGAGACAGAUGCCACCCGGCGCGAAUGGAAAUGGGGUCAAGAGGAAAUUCGAGGAGUAG
Messenger RNA from Aspergillus viridinutans, 2574 nucleotides. Its product is annotated as Dcp1p-Dcp2p decapping enzyme complex alpha subunit. Lineage: Eukaryota; Fungi; Ascomycota; Eurotiomycetes; Eurotiales; Aspergillaceae. The coding region runs from base 1 to 2574 and encodes 857 amino acids. Gene Ontology annotation, molecular function: mRNA guanylyltransferase activity; ATP binding. Gene Ontology annotation, biological process: 7-methylguanosine mRNA capping. The transcript has 5 exons. The record is from RefSeq and is a predicted model, not a curated record.